This is a messenger RNA of Cynoglossus semilaevis (tongue sole), 4906 nucleotides long. RefSeq names its product protein tyrosine phosphatase non-receptor type 9b (gene ptpn9b). Bases 1 to 2352 code for a protein of 783 amino acids. The record is from RefSeq and is a predicted model, not a curated record. Gene Ontology annotation, molecular function: protein tyrosine phosphatase activity. Lineage: Eukaryota; Metazoa; Chordata; Actinopteri; Pleuronectiformes; Cynoglossidae. The transcript has 13 exons. Gene Ontology annotation, biological process: protein dephosphorylation.
AUGGCGGAAGCCCUGACAACUCAGGAGCAGCUGGCAGUGGAAGAGUUCCUGGGUGAAGUGCGGAGCAGAGAGCAGCCACGCAGUGCCGGGCUCGUCUCCCAGCCAACAGCUGUGAAGUUUCUUAUGGCCCGCAAAUUUGAUGUCUCCAGAGCUGUUGACCUCUUCCAGGCGUACAAGAACACAAGAAUCAAAGAGGGCAUCAUCAAUAUCAACCCUGACGAGGAGCCUCUUCGCUCUGAGCUGCUGAGUGGUAAAUUCACAGUCCUGCCCGGCCGCGAUGCUAAAGGUGCUGCUCUAGCCCUCUUCACAGCUCGCCUUCAUCGGCCAGAUGUCACUACCCACAAGGCUGUGCUUCAGGCCAUUAUCUAUCAACUGGAUAAAGCCAUAGAGAGUUUACAAACUCAAAGAGAUGGACUCAUAUUCAUAUAUGACAUGACCAACUCCAGCUACAGCAAUUUUGACUACGAGCUGUGCGUCAAGAUUCUUAAUUUGCUCAAGGGUGCUUUUCCAGCACGUCUAAAAUGCGUCUUCAUUGUGUCCUCACCUCUCUGGUUUCGGGCACCGUUUGCAGUCCUCCGUUUGUUUGUGCGUGAGAAGCUGAGAGAACGGGUGUGCACAGUAAAAGCUCAUGAGUUGGUGAAUCACAUCCCAGUCUCCUCACUUCCUGAACACCUGGGUGGGACAUCCCAGUACAGCCACGUGGCUUGGAUCCAGUCAUGUGUUAAUGUUCAAACCAACACUGUCCAGGGGGACACACCAGAACAGGACACACAUGACUGUGUGGGAUGCCUGCUACGCUCUUACACCUUAGAGUGCAGCAACACAAGCGCAGGCACAACACUGUCCCAUACCCAUAUAAAUACACAGCUAGGUAGCGAGUUAGCCAUCGCUAACUCCAACUGCUAUGAUGACGAUAAUGCUAACCCACAGAACCACUGUACUGUGGUGGAUGGCAGGACUCGAGGCCUAGGCCAGUAUCAGCAGAGCCCACAUUCUGGAACAAACAGACUGCAGGGAAAACACCAACACUGGAACGGCUCAACUGUGAGCGAAGCCAACACGUCAGCCGUCAGUGGCCCCAGUCUUAAUGCUAACAUGAAUGGUCGUGGCCACCAGGUUCCCCCUCAGUCAAGCACGCCACCAGACACGCCGCUUUCUCAGAAAGGUGAUGGCGACGUGGUGGACGGCAAGGAGACAAACUCCGUCCGUAGACCUCAGAGCGACGGUGUCGAAUGCGGGGGUGAGGAGGUCGUUGAAGAAGGAGUAGGAGUGCCACCGUUACCACAAAAAUCUCUGCCUCGUCAACCACACCAACCUUACUCUCAGUUCCCGGGCUUAUCUUCAUCAUGUGAUCCCGAUGAUGCAGAACGAUACAUGGACAUGUCUGUUCACAUGCCUGAGGAGGGCGGCAUGACGGUGCAAGAGCUGGUGGAAUAUGUGAAGAGAAAGAAGAAAAAGGGGAUUUAUCAGGAGUACGAGGACAUCCGCAAGGAGCCACCUGCAGGCAGCUUUGAUUACUCCAAGAAACUGUCCAAUCAGAUAAAGAACAGGUACAGCGAUGUUCUCUGUCUGGACCAUUCACGGGUGAGACUGUGCCAGCUCUCUGAUGAUGAGGAUGAGACAUCGGAUUACAUUAAUGCCAGUUUCAUGGAUGGGUACAAGAGAGGCAAUGCCUACAUUGCAACUCAGGGUCCACUGCCAAAAACGUUUUGUGACUUCUGGCGUAUGGUGUGGGAACAAAUGGUACUUAUUAUUGUCAUGACCACCAGGGUGGUGGAGCGUGGACGGGUCAAGUGUGGUCAGUACUGGCCCCUUGAGGAGGGCAGGACAGAGCAGUAUGGAUAUUUUUUAGUCAGGAACACACAAAUCCAGGUUUUCCAGGACUUUAAAGUCUCCCUUCUUGAACUUUACAACACCCAGUCUGGAGAGAGCAGGGAGGUGUGUCACUACCUCUAUGUCAGCUGGCCCGACUUUGGGGUGCCCAAAAGUGCCUCUGCAAUGCUGGACUUCCGUGAGCAUGUACUUCAGAGGAGGAAAGAUGCGGUCCAAAGACUGGGGUCUGGUUGGACAGGCCCUCCGGGAGGCCCUCCUGUGGUUGUGCACUGCAGUGCAGGCAUCGGCCGCACAGGUACCUUCUGUACACUGGACAUUUGUCUGUCCCGGCUGGAGGACAUUGGCACAGUGGAUGUCUGUCAGACAGUGCGACGGAUGCGUACACAGAGGGCUUUCAGCAUCCAGACAUGGGACCAGUACUACUUCUGCUACACUGCAGUCAUCGAGUACGCCCAGCGCCAUGGAAAACUGAGCCCAGUGCAGUGGUCUGACUCGGACAUAGAGACUGACAGUGAAUAAGAGUCACACGUAGGUCUAAAUUCACGGCAGUGGGAGAGCCAAGCUAUGCUGAAAAUAGGAAUGAAAGGCAAAGGAGUGGCUUUCCACAGUCAGGAGACCUGACUGCUGGGCAGAAGAGACAAAGGAUGGACGUCUUGUUUUGGCUCCUGAUGUAACGAUGCACACUCCCACAGUUGCACUUCCUUUACACCCGUGAAUAGAUGGGGGAGUUAAAGAGCUGUGGGAGGAAAACAGGGAGUGUUCUGUUGCGUCACUGAGAGUGCAAACUGUCCUGCAAAUGUGCAAACCUAUUUUCAUUUGGCAAACUUCAGUGGGACUUGGCCUGCCCUGAACCUUGUUGACCAGAGGGUUGUACGAGUUGUAGCAUUUUUAUAUUGACUUGCACAUGAGGAAUGAGACACUUGAACCAUGCCCGUUAGAGUCCUCCAAACCUCCACUUUUCUUUUCGUAUUUCAUGUUCCUUUUCAGCCUCACAGCAGUCAGUGUUCACACUUCAAAUGUCCGGCUGUGAAAAGGUGAAACUUGAAAACUCUUAUUUUUCCUCUUGUGUGUUAACUUUUUUUUUUCUAGGAGGAAAUGGUCAUAAGUUUUAGUGAUGAUCAGUAUGUGAGCCAUUUGGUCCAUUUCAGUUUUUUCUUUUAUUUCCUUUUAUAUUUUUAUGGUGCAUUUUCUACAUAUGUUCCAUGUUUGUGCAUAUGGAGACUAACCUUUUAAGCCAAAGUCCUCUCCCGAAUGCUUGGAUGUACUCAUUGGUGAAAUAUUAUAGACUGAAGCCCGUGUAAUUUCUUGUAACAUACAUUUAUAUAUUGGUGUGCAUUAUAACACAACCUCUGGAAAAGGCAAAAAAUGUCAUUUAUUUGAGUUAACCUUAAAAAGACUUAUCUAUGUAGUAAGCCAGGCUAUGACAAAGUACUGAAAAGAUAUCAAAAUGCAAAUCUGUGAUUUGUCAGGUCUAAACCCCUCUACUCCCCCGGCCCCCAGCCCUGUGUUUUGAUUGGACUUUCCUCAGUACAUGGGCCUUAACUCGAUUCACUGCCUUGUUCUCAGAUUUUAACCAUACCUGCAACUUCAGACUGUGUUAUUUCCCCAUGUCUUCUUCUCUUGUUAGAAAUCUUACUUUAUUGUUGUUUGAUAUUGAGGUGUUCAGCCUCAGAUAAUUGUGCCUUCAAGUUUCCUUAGGUCAAUGUCUCACUCGUAUAGUAAUAACACCCAAGUGUGCACUGGCAUAGUAUACGUAUGUUGACUAUGUGCCACACAGGACACCCAUCCUGCCUACGGUCCAGUACAUCGUACACUACUUCUAAAUAAUGUUACAGUAGUGAGUUAUAUGGGACUAAGCUCUAUCCUGAGACAUGGCUAUUCUUGUAUCAUUUGUCCUCAGGGGGUAAUUCUAGUGUUUUUUGCCCAGUGUCACAGAUCCAUUUCUGGGUUUGCCUCUGGUAAAUUAUCAUUUAAAGAAAAAAAGCUAUAUCAACCUUAUUUUGUAUUUUUUACUGUAUUGUAUCCUAUAAUAUUUAUGUCUUUGUAGAACCUAAAACGAUAUUGAAAUCAGUGAAUGUCGGUACAUUGUUACAACUAGUUAUUUCAUUGGAUAAGCUGAACAAAUCAGAUGGGGAGUGAAGUAUGUGUAAAUAUAUAAGUACAUGUACAUAUAUAUCUACAUGCAUGUAUAUAUGUAUGUAUAUAUUUAUACAUAUAUUCAUAUGCGUGUACGUGUAUAUGUGUACAUAAGUCAAAUAUAAAUAUAUACAUGUAUAUGUGCAUAUACAUAUAUAUACACAUAUGUUCCUAAUACGUAUAUAUGUACAUAUACUGUACAUUACUGUACAUGUACAUUUAUAUGUUGUUCACAAAGAAUCCAUCUCUUGCCACUGUAUUUUCAGAACUGACUUGUAUAAAUGGUAAUUGUUCAUUCUAGAACAAUAGUGAAGUGGUGUUGUUUUUACAGUUUUUUUUUGUCCAUCUUCUCAGUUAAACUGACAUAAAUGUCUUACUGUCUAUUCACAAUGCCAAGGAUAAAGAAAAAAAAUUCAAUAUGAGUGAAAUCGUAAAUAGGACAAGAAACAAGUCUUUCUUUUCCCAAAAAAUGUGGUUGUAAUCUAAUUAAAAAAAAUCAAAAAAAGAUUAGUUUUUACCAGCAUGUUGAGAGAGCCUUGAAUGUUUUCAGGUAAUGAUGUCCAAGCAGUUUUGUCAAGAAAAAUAUGGAUGUUUUGGUGAAUGUGGUCCCUGCACCCCUACUUGCCAAAGGCCCAGGUUCGUCCUGAAGAUGUUUUACUGUCACACGCCCAUUAGCAUGGUUUUAUCAGUGCAGCCAGACUCUGGAGCAGGUAGACACAUUCACCUAGGAUAAUGUAUUGCUCCACAAUAAGCUUUGAGUCUUGGUCCCUUUGCUGUUUUCUUUUCUUUUUUUUUUAUGAGAAAAAGAACACAAUGUGCAUUUGUCAUUGCUGUUGAUUUCAUGUUUAUUUUUGGUCAUCUAAAUUGUUAGGAUUGAAUUACGGCCUUUUACAUGCUGUCAGCCCAGCUGUCCCAUUAAAGCAAUGGUAUUACUAUC